UUUUCUGUACCAGACACUCAGUUGAUCAGUACAUCAACUUGCGGCAUUGAAUUUAAUUUUUUAUUCAAUCAUAUUUACUUAACAUUCCUCAAUAAAUUAUAUCUGACAAGCGCUUUUUUUAUUUUGAAUAUUCAAACAAGUUAUAAAAUGGCGCCAGUUGGUACGACAAAGUAUCAGUAUGACUUGGUAGUGAUUGGAGGUGGAUCUGGAGGACUUGCGGCAGCUAAAGAAGCUGUUGAAUUGGGAGCUAAAGUUGCAGUAUUAGAUUACGUGACACCUUCACCACAGGGCACUAAAUGGGGACUUGGUGGUACAUGUGUCAAUGUCGGAUGUAUUCCGAAAAAAUUGAUGCACCAGGCAGCAUUACUUGGAGAAGCUAUUCAUGAAGCUGCUUCAUAUGGUUGGCAAAUACCUAAUCGAGAGUCUGUGUCAGUUGACUGGGAAAGUUUGAAGACUGCGGUACAGAAUCAUGUAAAGUCAGUUAACUGGGUGACACGUGUCGAGUUACGUGACAAAAAAGUUGAAUACAUUAACGCGAAUGGUUACUUCAAGGAUCCUCAUACAGUUGUGGGUGUUUUAAAGAACGGAGAUCAGAAGGAAGUUACUGCUGAAAAUGUUUUGAUAGCAGUUGGCGGACGUCCAAGAUACCCGGAAAUCCCGGGAGCUUUGGAGUACGGAAUAACGAGUGACGACAUCUUCAGCUUGGACAGAGCACCUGGUAAAACUUUGGUCGUGGGUGCUGGGUACAUUGGACUAGAGUGCGCUGGAUUUUUAAAUGGCCUUGGAUACGAUGCCACGGUGAUGGUGAGAUCUGUUGUCCUCCGUGGGUUCGAUCAGCAGAUGGCUAAUCUUGUUGCUUCUGAAAUGGAGCACCAGGGGGUUCAUUUUGUACAUCAAGCGAAGCCGAAAAAUAUUGUCAAGCAAGAAGACGGACGGCUGCUGGUUCACUGGGUUGACAAAGACGGUGAAGUCCACAAAGAUGUCUAUGACACGGUUUUAUUUGCUAUUGGACGACAGGCUUUGACUCCGCAGUUGAAAUUAGAGAACGCUGGUGUCCAGGUUGUGCCAGAGACCUUUAAAAUAGCUGCUGAGAAUGAACAGACCAAUGUUCCUAAUAUUUAUGCUGUCGGUGACGUUCUUCAUAAAAGACCAGAAUUGACACCAGUGGCUAUCCAUGCUGGUAAAUUACUUGCGAGAAGGCUCUUUGGCAACUCAACGGCGACAAUGGACUACGAGAACGUCGCGACAACGGUCUUCAGUCCACUGGAGUAUGGGUGCGUUGGUCUAGGUGAAGAGCACGCGAUAUCAAUAUACGGCGAAGACAAUGUCGAAAUUUACCACGCGUUUUACAAACCCACCGAGUUCUUUAUCCCGCAAAAAAAUAUAAAGCACUGCUACUUAAAAGUUAUCGUACUCAAGAAUAAGGAUGAGAAAGUUAUCGGCAUGCACUUCAUUGGUCCCCAUGCUGGUGAAGUAAUCCAAGGAUUCGCAGCCGCUAUUAAAUGUAACUUGACAUUCCCAAUAUUAAAAUCAACCGUUGGUAUUCAUCCAACGAUCGCCGAAGAAUUUACUCGAGUGAUGAUCACCAAGAGGUCUGGCAAAGACCCCAACCCACAGAGCUGCUGUAGUUAAAUUAUUUUAAUUUAUUUUUUGAUCAACAUUAAACCGUCACCUUCCAGUAAAACUUUAGAUUAUUUUUCUAUGCUAAAUUCAAAAACAUUUUCGCUUUGUCACAGUUUUAAUUAAUAAAAAAAAAGUAUAAGUACUUAA
Messenger RNA from Microplitis mediator, 1770 nucleotides. RefSeq names its product thioredoxin reductase 1, mitochondrial-like (gene Trxr1). Gene Ontology annotation, molecular function: glutathione-disulfide reductase (NADPH) activity; thioredoxin-disulfide reductase (NADPH) activity; flavin adenine dinucleotide binding. Lineage: Eukaryota; Metazoa; Arthropoda; Insecta; Hymenoptera; Braconidae. The coding region runs from base 148 to 1632 and encodes 494 amino acids. Gene Ontology annotation, cellular component: mitochondrion; cytosol. Gene Ontology annotation, biological process: cellular response to oxidative stress; glutathione metabolic process; cell redox homeostasis. The record is from RefSeq and is a predicted model, not a curated record. The transcript is spliced from 3 exons.